Closterium sp. Naga37s-1 is the source of this 1689-nucleotide messenger RNA. The record is from the annotation of a GenBank genome assembly. Lineage: Eukaryota; Viridiplantae; Streptophyta; Zygnematophyceae; Desmidiales; Closteriaceae.
AUGCGUGUGCAGUGCGAUGUGUGCGAGCGGCACGCGGCGGUGCUCAUCUGCUGCGCGGACGAGGCGGCGCUAUGCGCGGAGUGCGACCGGCGCGUGCACGCCGCUAACAAAGUGGCGAAGCAGCACCAGCGCGUGCCCAUAGGCCAGCCGGACCCCGCCGAGCGACCCGUGUGCGACAUCUGCCAGGAGAAGCCGGCGUUCUUCUUCUGCGUGGAGGACCGCGCCAUCCUCUGCCGCGCCUGCGACGUCGCCAUCCACCUCCCCAACUCCCUCUCCGCGCGCCAUCGCCGCUUCCUCCUCCCCAACGGCCGGGUGGCGCUCGAAGCGCUUCCCGCAGAUGUCUCCCUUCCGCAGCCCCCCCCCUCUUCUCCCUUCGCCUGCGCCCUUGCCGCGCCCUCUCCGCAUUCCGCUUCCGCCUUUAACCCCGCAGCUGCCUCCGCCCCCCGCCCGCACCCGCUAGCAGCUUCCCUCGCUGCUUCCGCUGCGGCCCCCCUGCCUCGUCCCUCUGUUCCCGCCGCAGCUGUCACGCCUCUUGUCACCCCCAGGCCGCCCGCUUCCCCGCCCUCUCGUUCCGCUUCCGCCGCCGCUGUAGCGGUAGUGCCGUCCUCCCCCACCCCGCCGACGAACAACACGCACGCACAAGCGCGCGCCGCCGCAGCCACUGCAGCCGCUGCGCCCACUGUUCCCGUCGCGGGUAUUGCGGGAGCCGCGCCUGCGUCGUAUCGCAGCAGCCGUAAGGGGAACUCCGCGUUUGCCUCAAACCUCCCCGGGCAAGGAUCGUCGCGGAGGGGCAAGGCGGACUGGGGCUCGUCGCUGGCAACCGCCAAUCACACGGCGCCAGGUCAGCUGCCAGGCCACGUGUACGCGGGCAGCGGCGCCAGCAGCCUGGCCGGACGAUCUCCCGCGGGCUUCGGCGGAAGCGGGGGCGCCUCGGAGUUCUCGUUUCCCGCGCAGGCGGCGAAUGACGCAGCGGAGGGCUUUGAAGGCCCUGGCAAUGGAAGGAUGGGUGCAGGGGCGGAUGCGCUGGCCAGUGGCGCGGAGGGGGCGGGUGCCCCGAGUCACGGGGGAAGGGGAGGUGGGGGAGGGGGGGCAUCGUGGGCAGGGGAAGGAGGGGGAUUUGGUGGCGGCGGAGAGAUGGGAGGCGGCGAGGGCGGGGGGGCGGGGGAGUGCGAGGCGGGGGGGGGCGCGGAUUGGCGCGUGGAGGAGCUGCUGAACAUCCCGGAGCUGGCGGGCGGGUACACGCUGGCGGACGUGGGGUCCUCCAAGGCGGAGGCGCACGACCUGGGCGACUUUGACUGGACGGCGGACCUCAGUCUGUUUGACGAGCAGAUGUACGCCGAGUCGCUGCACGAGGUGCCGCAGAUCGCCCCCUCCACCGCCGCCGCUGCUGCUGGCCCCUUCUCGCCCUUCUCCACCGCCUUCUCUCUCAUGACUGCCACGCCGCCGCUUCCCCCCAUCGCCCCUGCUGCCGCUGCUGCUGGGCAGAGCACUGCUGGAGGUGCUGCUGGUGCUGGUGCGGGGUCAGGGGGCGUGUUUGUGGGAAUGGGGGGGCGUGCAAGGGGAGGAGCAGCGGCAGCGGCUGCAGCGUCCGCCAUGUUGCCGGAUGCGGACGACUGCUUUGUUGUGCCUGAUGUGGCUGCACCUGUGCCCUCUGCACCGCCUGCAAAGCGCCGACGUGGCAUCGUUUGA